AUGCGACAUCAACGAAAGGCAGUUGAUAUUUAAAGUACUCGACGCAAUGUUCUGGUUCUACCUCGGUCUCCUGGCCGGUAUCCUAUACCUGCUGCGUAUCUUCGAGAAGCAGUCCAAACUCAAUAAGCUCACCCACAAUUGGCCAAGUCCACCUUCAUAUCCCGUUAUUGGCCAUCUUCACAUCCUGGCCAAGAUGGUGGGACCAAAUCAGUUCCGUAACGCCACCGACCUGGUCACAAACCAUUUGAAGGAUCAUCGGGGAAAGAUUUGGAUAGGCCCAAAACUCUAUAUCCUGGACUGUAAUCCCAAGGAUAUUCAAGCUUUGAGCAAUGCCAAGCAGCUUUUGCAGAAGACCAAUGAUUACGCCGUUUUUGAGGAUUAUCUCCACGAGGGACUCUUCACCAGUAAUGCAGAAAAGUGGAUGCAUCGCAGGAAAAUCAUCAUGCCUGCCUUCAACUAUGCCAUGAUCAAGCAGUUUGUGGUUGUCUUCGAGAAGCAGUCAAGGAUUCUUAUAGACAGGCUUGAGAAAUACUCCAAGACCGGAGAGAAGGUGGAUUUCCUCAAAUUAAUCAGUCGCUUCACCUUGGACGCCAUUUGUGAGACCGCCUUAGGGGUUUCAGUGGGUGCGCAAUCCCUUGAGAAAUCGGACUACCUCACUGCGGUUCAAGAAAUCCUAGUGAUCAUAGAUAAGCGGCUUAAGAAUCCACUCUAUCGCAUUCAGUUUAUUUUCCGUCGGACGAAUCAUUUCAUGCGCCAAAAGGAGUUACUUAGAACCCUUCAUGGCUUUUCGGAGGGAAUUAUCCAAAAGAGAUUAGAUGCGAUUAAACAAGAUGCAGAGAAUCGGAAUACCAACAGCACGAAGAAUGCAGAGUUGGACGAAGGAAAACCAACUCUUUGCUGUCUGGAUACUCUACUUCAGGCAAAGGAUCCCUAUGGCAAACCAUUGACAGUCAAGGAUAUUCGCGAGGAGGUGGAUACCCUUAUAUUCGGUGGCUAUGAUCUCACAGCCACUACCCUUAAGUUCUGCAUGUACAACUUGACACUCCAUCCGGAGCAUCAGACAAGAUGUAGGGAAGAAGUAUGGUCGGUGUGCGGUCAGGACACAACCGAACCCAUCUCCAUAGAUCAGUUGGGAAAACUGGACUUCCUCGAGGCAUGUAUAAAGGAAACGAUGAGGCUCUAUCCCUCGGGUCCAGUUACUGCCAGAAAGGCCAUGGAAGACUGUCAGAUAAAUGAAUUCUUUAUACCCAAAGGCAGCGACGUGAUCUUCUCACCGUUCUACAUGGGACGUUGCAAGGACUUCUUUCCGAAUCCAUUGGUAUUUAAUCCAGAUCGCUGGGCCAGUGGAGCGGAGCCAAAGAUCGAUGCCUCCACAUUUAUACCCUUUAUGAAGGGCGCCCGAAGCUGUAUUGGUCAACGCUAUGCGAUGGUAAUGAUCAAGUUGGUCCUGUCUCAUCUUUUGCGAAACUAUUACUUUGAGCCUUUGGACGACAAGCAAGAGAGGUUGAAGCUUCACUUUUUGAUCACACUGCACACCAUAAAGCCGUUUUUAUGUAAAGUCAAGAAAAUUGACGCUUUGUUGGCAAUUGCAAUCGACGCAAUGUACUGGAUCGCCGUUAGUCUCCUAGUGAUCGGUAUUUCCUUGAUCCUAUUUUAUGUCUUGGAAAAACAGGCCAGGUUGAACCGGCUCACCCACAACUGGCCGAGUCCGCCGUCGUUUCCCCUUAUUGGCCACCUUCACAUCCUGGCCAACUUGGUGAGGCCGAUUCCGUUUUCUCGCAUCUACAAGAUGGUCAGCAGCCACCUGACCGAUCAUCGUGGGAAAAUUUGGAUUGGCCCGAAACUCUAUCUUCUGAACGGUAACCCCAAGGAUAUUCAAGCCUUAAGCAGUGCCCAUCAGCUGAUGCACAAGCCUGAGGACUACCAUGUCUUGACGGAUUGGCUCAACGAUGGAGUCUUACUCAGUAAUGACGAAAAGUGGAUGCAUCGCAGGAAGAUCGUCGUGUCCGGUUUCAACUAUGCCAUGAUUAAGCAGUUUGUGGCUGUCUUCGAGAAGCAGUCGAGGAGUCUUGUAGACAGCCUUGAGGAAUACUCCAAGACCGGAGAGCCGUUGGAUUUCCUCAAAAUUACCAGUCGCUUCAGCUUGGACACCUUGUGUGAGACUGCCUUAGGGGUUUCAAUGGGUGCGCAAUCGGAUGAGAUAUCGAACUACCUAACUGCUUCCAGGGAAUUGGUGGACAUCAUUCAUUUACGUCUGAAGAAUCCCUUCUACCACAUUAAAUUCAUUUUCCGGCAGACGAGACACUUUAGGCGCCAGCAGGAGUUACUAAAAAUCCUCCAUGGCUUUUCGGAGGGCAUUAUCCAAAAGAGAAGGGAUAAGAUUGAACAGGAUGCAGAGAAUCGGAAUUCCAAUGGCACGAAGAAUGCAGAUUUGGACGUAGGAAAGGCAUCCCUUUGCUGUCUGGAUACUCUCCUCCAGGCAAAGGAUCCCGAUGGACAGAAAUUGACUCUCAAGGAUAUUCGCGAGGAGGUGGAUACCAUUAUAUAUGCUGGCUACGAUCUCACAGUCACCGCCCUUAAGUUCUGCAUGUACAGUUUGACACUCCAUCCGGAGCAUCAGACAAGAUGUAGGGAAGAAGUAUGGUCGGUGUGUGGUCGGGACACAACCGAACCCAUCUCCAUAGAUCAAUUGGGAAAACUGGAGUUCGUCGAGGCAUGUGUGAAGGAGUCCUUGCGGAUGUAUCCCACGGCUCCAAUCGUGUCCAGGAAAGCCACUGCCGACUUUCAGAUAGAUGAAUUUUUCAUACCCAAGGAUAGCGUUAUUAUCCUCGCACUAUUCUACAUAGGACGAUGCAAAGAAUUCUUCCCCAAUCCAAAACUCUUCAAUCCAGAUCGCUGGGCCAGUGGAGCAGAGCCAAAGAUCGAUGCCUCCACAUUUAUACCCUUUAUGAAGGGUGCCCGAAGCUGUAUUGGUCAACGCUAUGCGAUGGUAAUGAUCAAAAUGCUUCUGGCUCAUCUCCUGCGGAAUUAUUACUUUGAACCUCUGGGCGAGAAACAGGUUAAGUUGGAACUAAACUUUGUAGUUACCCUGCACACCAUUGAGCCUUAUCUUUGUAAAAUCAAGAAAAUCAAUUUAGGCGAUUCUUUGUAAGAUGAGCAUUACGAAUUGGAUGUUACCCAUGGUGGAAAUUUAAUAAUUGCAGAAAAAACAAUAAAUAAUCUUAUAAACAUUGAAAAAGGAUAGUCAGAAAUAAAAUUGGAUUCUGAGGUAAAAUUUUCGGGUUAUUUUUACUAAAGAUGAUAUGUACAAUC
This is a messenger RNA of Drosophila serrata, 3312 nucleotides long. Its product is annotated as Cytochrome P450 312a1. The record is from RefSeq and is a predicted model, not a curated record. Gene Ontology annotation, molecular function: oxidoreductase activity, acting on paired donors, with incorporation or reduction of molecular oxygen; monooxygenase activity; heme binding. Lineage: Eukaryota; Metazoa; Arthropoda; Insecta; Diptera; Drosophilidae.